Molecule: messenger RNA, 684 nt
Organism: Dromiciops gliroides (monito del monte)
Lineage: Eukaryota; Metazoa; Chordata; Mammalia; Microbiotheria; Microbiotheriidae
Product: 40S ribosomal protein S25-like
Exons: 3
Coding region: 1-684 (227 amino acids)
Cellular component (GO): cytosolic small ribosomal subunit
Molecular function (GO): structural constituent of ribosome
Source: RefSeq, a predicted model, not a curated record
AUGCCACCCAAGGAUGAUAAGAAGAAGAAAGAUGCCGGCAAGUCAGUCAAGAAGGACAAGGACCCCGUGAACAAGUCUAGGGGCAAAGCUAAGAAGAAGUGGUCCAAGGGAAAAGUGCAAGACAAGCUCAACAAUCUGGUUCGGUUUGAUAAAGCAACAUAUGACAAACUCUGCAAGGAGGUCCCCAACUAUAAACUUAUUACCCUGGCAGUGGUCUCAGAAAGAUUCAAGAUUUGGGGUUCUCUAGCCCAGGCAGCCUUCCAAGAAUUGCUUAGUAAAUGUCUGAUUAAGCUGGUUUCCAAACACAGAGCACAAUUGAUAUAUACUAUGAAAACCAAGGAUGGAGAUGCUCCAGCUGCUGAAGAUGCAUGGAAUGGUUUAACAUUUUUGUGCAAUGAUGGCAGUACUCCCUUUUCCAUUGUCAAUGACAGGGACUGUUAUAGUAAGGGGUCUACAAAUGCAGCACCUUUUCUGGUAUCAAAGUCCAUGGUCCCCAUUGAAAAUUAUAUUUUCAAAAUUCAGCCAAUUCUAGGUGUUCGGAGAGAUGAUGUAUCUGGAAGCAACAGCUUUAAAGUAAAUGCUCUUAUGCUCACCAACUUUAAAGUGAAAAGAAACAUAGAAUGUACAGAUAAAGCUCAGCCCAAUCAGUUUGAUUUGGUUCAGACAUCUGAAAAAAUUCCAUGA